Molecule: messenger RNA, 2425 nt
Organism: Ricinus communis (castor bean)
Lineage: Eukaryota; Viridiplantae; Streptophyta; Magnoliopsida; Malpighiales; Euphorbiaceae
Product: CTP synthase
Exons: 22
Coding region: 305-2116 (603 amino acids)
Biological process (GO): pyrimidine nucleobase biosynthetic process; CTP biosynthetic process
Molecular function (GO): CTP synthase activity; identical protein binding
Source: RefSeq, a predicted model, not a curated record
CAAUCUCAUCAAUUCAUUAAUUCUCUGUAAUAUAGUAACACUCUUUUAUCACUACUCUUCUUUUCCUUCUUCUUCUUCUUCUUCUUAAAUAUCCCCAGCACCCAUUUCCUGUUAGUUUUCUUGGCUCUGGUUCUUGAUAUCUCUUUUUUAACAAAAAGAAAAAAAGUAACCAGCUUUUCUUCACAUAGUAUUUGGUUUUGUUGUUGCUGUAGCUGGUGAAACAUAAAAAGGAAAACUUUGUGCAGGCAGAAGGCCAUAGGAACAGCAACUCUCAUUCCUUCUUCUUUUAUCUUAAGUAAGGGAAAUGAAGAAAAUGAAGUAUGUGUUGGUAACUGGAGGAGUAGUAAGUGGACUUGGGAAAGGAGUGACAGCAAGUAGUAUUGGUGUUCUUCUUAAAGCUUGUGGCCUUCGUGUUACUUCCAUCAAGAUUGAUCCUUACCUAAAUACUGAUGCUGGAACAAUGUCACCUUUUGAACAUGGGGAAGUUUUUGUCUUGGAUGAUGGCGGCGAGGUGGACCUGGACCUUGGAAAUUAUGAAAGAUUUCUAGAUAUCAAGUUGACAAGGGACAAUAAUAUCACUACUGGAAAAAUCUACCAGACUGUUAUUGAUAGAGAAAGAAAGGGAGAUUAUUUGGGAAGAACUGUACAGGUUGUCCCUCAUAUCACAGAUGCCAUUCAAGAUUGGAUAGAACGCGUAGCGAUGAUACCAGUAGAUGGACUGCCUGGUUCUGCUGAUGUUUGUGUCAUUGAAUUGGGUGGCACUAUAGGAGAUAUAGAGUCCAUGCCAUUUAUUGAGGCUCUAGGGCAGUUCUCAUAUCGUGUGGGAACUGGAAACUUUUGUUUGAUUCAUGUCAGCCUUGUACCUGUUUUAAAUGUUGUUGGUGAACAGAAAACGAAACCAACUCAGCAUAGUGUUCGUGGCCUGAGAGGUUUAGGUUUGACGCCAAAUAUCUUAGCUUGUCGCAGUGCAUCGGCACUUGAUGAAAAUGUAAAGAUGAAACUUUCUCAAUUUUGCCAAGUUCCAGGAGAAAAUAUCAUCACUCUCUAUGAUGUUCCAAACAUCUGGCGCAUUCCUUUACUUUUACGAGAUCAGAAGGCACAUGAAGCAAUUCUGAAAGUGCUGAAUCUCUAUGGUACUACUAGGGAGCCUACUCUAAAAGAAUGGACUACAAGGGCUGACAUCUGUGACAUGUUGCACGAACCGGUUCGAAUUGCCAUGGUUGGGAAGUAUACAGGUCAUUCAGAUUCCUAUCUUUCAGUAAUAAAGGCUCUUCUGCAUGCUUCUGUUGCUUGUCGUAAGAAACUUGUUGUGGACUGGGUUCCAUCUAGUGACCUUGAGAAUGAAAUGGCAAGAGAGAAUCCUGACGCGUACAAGGUUGCGUGGAAGUUGUUAAAGGGUGCAGAUGGCAUUCUUGUGCCAGGAGGGUUUGGUGACAGAGGUGUGGAAGGGAAAAUGCUUGCAGCGAAGUAUGCAAGAGAGCAUAGAGUUCCAUACCUUGGUAUUUGUCUAGGAAUGCAAAUUGCAGUCAUUGAAUAUGCACGAUCCGUUCUUGGUUUGCAAGAUGCCAACAGCACAGAAUUUGAUCCUAACACCAAGAAUCCCUGUGUCAUAUUUAUGCCUGAGGGAUCAAAAACCCAUAUGGGAGGCACCAUGCGUCUUGGAUCAAGGAGGACAUAUUUCCAAGUCAUGGAUUGCAAAUCAGCGAAACUAUAUGGGAAUAGAAGUUUCAUUGACGAGAGACAUCGACAUAGAUAUGAGGUGAAUCCUGAUGUGGUGGCACGCCUGGAGGAUGCUGGGCUCUCAUUCACUGGCAAAGAUGAAACUGGUCAGCGCAUGGAGAUUGUUGAGCUGCCUAAUCACCCUUACUAUAUUGGUGCUCAAUUCCAUCCUGAAUUUAAAUCAAGACCCGGAAAACCUUCGGCGUUAUUCUUAGGUCUAAUAGCAGCAGCAUGUGGACAGUUGGAUGCUAUCUUGCAAAGCCACAAGGUUCCCAAUGGAAUAAGCAAUGGCAUCCCAAUACAAAAAGUAAACGUUUACCAAAAUGGGCAUGCCUCUAAGUUUGCAAGAAUUGCAGCAGAUGGUAUAUAUACCAACUGCAAUGGGGUGCACUAUUAGUCCGAUGUAGUGGCCGUUGCCACCUUCUGUCAUCCAGAAUGAUACUUGUUCUGCUUAUGAUCUUAGUUGUACCACGGGGAUGCUUUGUACAGUGAUUUGAGUAUGGGUAGGUGUCUUUAGCUUUGAGAGAGAGAGAGAGAGAGAAAGAUCAAGAAUUGAACAGAGCUGGUUCCUGGUCUUUUAACGGGACAGCCCUGUUGUAAUUUACACAUUGUACCAUACUUUCAGCUGGUGUUUUCACGAAAAUGGCGUUAUUAUAGUUGUGCUACAACUUCAAAACAUUAUGGCUUAUACUACAUUUCUUCUGUA